AUGGAUGAUGAAGCACCAACUACAAUUGUGAGACAGCCAGACACACGGAGCCAGGACAAAAUGAUUUACGGACUUGAACUCAUGGGUGUGGGGCAAGAAAAAGAUUUCACGGGAUCGGGCUUAUGGGUUCGGAACAAGUUGCAGAAAAUGUUGUCCUGUAAUGCUGAAACAAAAGUAACAACUCUAUCAUCAGUGGCUGUAAAUUACAUAUUUGGUGCUGGUACUGCUGGAGCAACACUCACUGACGAUGCAGCGAGAAUUGCCACACCCAUCGGUUCGGCUGCUAUACGUACUUUGUGUCAUGGUUUACUUGCAACUGGUGCAAUUUUAUAA
Didymodactylos carnosus is the source of this 333-nucleotide messenger RNA. Lineage: Eukaryota; Metazoa; Rotifera; Eurotatoria; Philodinida; Philodinidae. The record is from the annotation of a GenBank genome assembly.